AUUCAAUUUACUCCUUGAUAUAUUCCCAGUUGCAUCUGUGGUUAGUACCACAAAAACAUACAAAAGAAGUGGUGAUAGAAAUGGAGUUAAUUCAGAGGAAUGAAUAGGCUAGGCUAUACGGGUACUGUACAUUUUCUUUAGCCUUUUUUCUUUCCUCUUGUACAAAACAAAUUAGCUUGAGCCAUCAACCAUUGCACAUAGCUUAGAUUAAAAGUCACUGCAGAGUCCGUUUGAUCCUCAAAAGCAGUGCCACAAGACAUCUUGUUUUGUCUACACAGGCGCCUCCGUGUGGUCACGGCGGGAGCUGUUAUUCGCGUGGAGGGCACAUAUUUUGAGCCAAGAGCCAAGAUGAAAUUAUGUGAGAAGCAGAGAACGCUCCGGCGCGCUUUGUCUGUUUUCUUGGGCUCAGUUGGUUGAGUUUUACGGCGGAUGCACGCGCUCACCACAGCAUCACACCAGUCUGGGUCCGAGUGCGUGUGUGCGCGUUCUCAAGUGUGUUUAGUCUGUCUAUUAGAGUGACCCCCCAGCGAGCUGUUAAAGGAAGAGCAGAGAGCUGAGUCAACGAAUCGCGAGGAGAAGGAUGCAACAGUUGCACCGAGCACUCCAGGCGCGUCCUGUGCACUCAGUGGGGCAGAAGAUGGUGGAUUUGCACCGGACAAUAUAAGGAGCGUAGAACUUUAUGUGACAAAGUUUCAUUUGAUAAGGCGGUGAGCAGUCGGAGGUUGUGCGUCUCGCUCAAAUGGACAGGCACAGACGUGAGUUGAGUGGACACGCUGUGCUUCUGCGGCUAUGUGGAUGAAGAAGGACUUUGGUUUGGUGUGCAGCGGGGAGUAGCGGCGCAGUCUGUGCAGCCAACAUGCAUCGGAUCGUGCAGAGGAGACGGGUGCGCAAGCUGCGCCUCGUCUGGGCUUCUCUGGCGCUCGUGGCACUGUCCUUGGCCGCGUGCAGCGCGCUCUUCACGGCGUGGACCUGGCGUCAAACCCGAGACCUCUCUCAGUCGUUUAAAGUCCUGCAGGAUCGGCUUGAGCAGGUUAAUACACAGAGGAAGGCCAUCGUUCAACUCAUUCUGGAGAAGAGAGAGCUGCUGGUCGGCCAGAGAGUCAAGAGAGACGGGGGAACGCUGCGCGGGAGGAGCGGGAAUGGAAAAAAAGCCGCGUCUCAUUUUGAAAUAACCAAAGUGUCCUCUCAGCAAGUGGGAGAUGGUGGAGUCAUUAAAGGCUGGGAAGAGAGGACACUGAAUAUGACCAAAGCAGUGAGGUACAACAAAGACUUGGGCACCUUCACUGUGGAGAAAGCAGGGGUCUACUUCUUGUUCUGCCAGGUCCUGUUUAACGAGCAGGAGUCUCAGUAUGUGAAGCUGGACGUGGUCACAGUCGGGCACAGGCCUCAGAAGCUUCAGUGCAUGGAGGGCUACGGGACCACCCCCUCGGCCGGCCCCCACAACUUCCACUUCCUGAAACCGUGCCAGGUGUCCGGGCUCCUGCGUCUGGACAGGGGCACGGAGCUUCAGGCCAUCACGGGACCCUCCUUCAGACUGCACACGGUUGGCAACCCCUCAGCCUCUCCGCACGUUUUCAGCAUCUUCAAAGUCAACUGACACCAGAGUUCACUGAAGGAAGAAAAAAAAGUUGCGGAAACUUCUAUUGUGUGGCAGUGCCUUUUUUGUGGUCACAGAUUUUUGGGCCAUUGCAAAAUGCUGAUGUUAAUUUAAAAAGCAAGCCUGCCAUUUGUGGAAGUUGUUCUGGACAGUUUCUGUACUGCGCACUGCUGCUUUGGAACUCAAUAUAGACUUUGGACAGGUACCAAGGCUCAAUGGACCAAAUGCCUGGACCAAUAUUUGAGGGAACAGAUGUGACGGAAACUAUUCUCUAGAUAAGGCUUCAUAUGAAGGCAGAACUACAUGGAUUUUCAACUUAGUCUUAGUAUUGUGGUCCAUAUUGUGCUUACAUUCUUGUCAUGACAGAGACUUCAGACAGUAAAGCUGUGCAUGCACCUUCCACUUUGAUUUUGUUCAGAUAGUGCGCUCACAUCACAUCUCAGUCCAGACCCCUCUUUCUACUUUUGUGUUUUUUUACCAAAUAGUUGGCACUCCUACAAUGCAAUAUGUGUGUGUUUGUGUCCAGUGCCUCUCUUUUAUCUGAAUCAUAUUUAAAGAUGCUCAAGAGCUGCUUUUAUAACAUGGAUGUGAAUUUGCUGUUUUGCCUGAUGUUUAAAAUGGGUUAUGUGAUAUUUUAUGGAAAACAACUUUUAUUGAAAAAACUUCUUUUGUAAAGAAGGACACUUGGUGUUGAUUUAAAGGUACAUUAUGUAAAAUUUAGUUAUUCAAAAUGUGUUUUCAUUAUAUUUUAUCAUAUUAUAUUUAGUAAUCUUCUUUUGGUUUGCCUUUAGAUUUUAUGUCCUCCCCAAGGUUACUGUAGGUACUUAAUGGAGCUAGUAUUUAGACCUGUCAUGAUAACAAAUUUUGAAGUACAAUAUAAAAUAAUAAUAAAAUAUAGGCAAUAAACAAUAAUAUUGAAACUAACUGAUUAUUCCCCCCUUAAAAAUAUUAUAAAUUUACAAUAUUGUUAAAAGAAUAUGAGGUGAUGUUUAUAUCUAUAAUGAGUGAUAAAAGUUAUUUAUUCAAACCUAGAGAGCUCAAAUCUUAUCACAGUACAGAUAAAAUGACCAACUAUUCCCCAAAAUCCAAAGAAAUUGUACACACGAUAAGUACUGAGUCCCAAAAAUAUUGUCAGGUACGAUAAGUCAGUAUGGUAAUUAUCAUGACAGGUCUGCUAGCACUGAGUGACUGUAUACCAAAUGUGUACAGAUUUCUAUUUUACAUAAUAUAAAGGGACACUAUUUUGAACACCUGCUAAACAAGUAUAAGCAGAGUAACCACUUUUAACAGUAUUUUGUCUUCAGUAUUCUUACAUAAACAUCUUAUUGUCAUUGAUUCAUUUCUGAAACUGUAGAGUGGCUUUGGGGUGUGACACAUUCAAACUCUUCAGGGCCAAGUCUGAGUCUGGGACCAAAAAGUGCUCCAUCAUUCACCUUAAAGUGUCCUUAAAGGUACACUGUGUAACUUUUCUUGUGGAAGUCUGCCAACUGCUUGUCUCCAUGGAGUUUUUACUGCUUUGCUUGGAAUGUUCCGCAGUGAAGCAUUAAUCUCAUUUAUCUCCACGAAGAUAAACAGAAAUGAAACUAGGCCUAGAUACAGGUCAGAUCUGUGGAGAGGCGUUUCAUUGUAUUUUAAGAAUCCCUAUUUUUCAAAGCAAUAAACACAUCUGUAAUGGAAUAAAUGUAAAGUAGACAAGUUUAAUAACGCAGUGAGAAAAAUUCCAGGCAAAACAAUCACAUCACCAUGGAGACGACAAGCAGGUGGUGGAUGCUUUACAAGAAAAGUUACAGAGUGCACCUUUAACAUGCUGUAGCUGCUUUGUGUCAUAAUCCUACAACAAAAACAGUGUAUAUUUUGAGCAAAAGCACUCCCACUCUUGUUUAUAAGUAGUUUCGCGGACAGACCACAACGUUUUCUCCUGAGCACUUUACUGCAGCGAAAGGAGUUUUUUAAUUAGACCCAAACUUGAGCCUUUUGAAUGGAAAAAGUUGGGUGUAGACAUUGAUUUCCUAAUGUUUGCUUGUGUGUUGGUCACAUAGCCGCGUGGCCUAUUUCUCCAUCAGCACAGAGUAGACCACAGUGUGUCCCGCUCACUGGCAGCUGGCUACAUUUUCACUUCCUGAAUUUAACCCUGAAGCACAUAGCUCAGAGUCUUUGAGGAAAAAAAUACAUGGCUCCCUUCUCCUCGGCCACUUCUCACACUUCUGCUCCUAUUCCUACUUGUUGAAAUGUCAAAUUUUAUUGCGUUUUGUAAAGUCUGUGUAAAAAUGUUUUUGUAUAAUGAUGUACUUAAAGCCAGAUUUCUUUUUUUUACUUUUUUAAAGCACAUGUAUAAUAAACAAAUUGUUCUUA
Messenger RNA from Boleophthalmus pectinirostris (great blue-spotted mudskipper), 3949 nucleotides. It is a transcript of the gene tnfsf12, whose product is annotated as TNF superfamily member 12. Gene Ontology annotation, molecular function: receptor ligand activity; tumor necrosis factor receptor binding. The coding region runs from base 857 to 1597 and encodes 246 amino acids. Gene Ontology annotation, cellular component: membrane. Gene Ontology annotation, biological process: immune response. NCBI's taxonomy places the organism in Eukaryota, Metazoa, Chordata, Actinopteri, Gobiiformes, Gobiidae. The record is from RefSeq and is a predicted model, not a curated record. The transcript has 6 exons.